Linderina pennispora is the source of this 3995-nucleotide messenger RNA. Its product is annotated as TBC-domain-containing protein. NCBI's taxonomy places the organism in Eukaryota, Fungi, Kickxellomycota, Kickxellomycetes, Kickxellales, Kickxellaceae. Bases 78 to 3950 code for a protein of 1290 amino acids. The record is from RefSeq and is a predicted model, not a curated record. The transcript is spliced from 8 exons.
CUUCGCCUUGCAGACCUUUUGUUGGUACUUUUACUUCCACAGCAUUCACAGUACACAUUUCGCCAGCUUUCGUUCAAAUGUUUAUUCUCCCAGCGCCUGCCGAGCCCAGCGCGUUCUGGACGGACGUCAAAUACACGGAGAACUUUGUGCUCCAGCGCUCGGUGUCGUCGGGCGUGGGCACGGUGCUCAAAAACUUUCUCGCCACAAUCCAAAACGUGCUUGACACGAAGCCGCCCUCCUACCGGCUCGUGUACCGGCAUGCGCAGAUGCAUGACCGGUUCAUACUGCUGGCGGUCAGCGAGAGCCAGGACGAAAUAGACAUGGACUGGAAGUGGCUGCAAGACAACAUCAUGCCGGUGGUGACGGAGCUCGACGACCCGGCAGAGCGCGCCAGCUUUGUUGUGACCAAGAUCCGGUUCCUGGUGUCGGCCGAGGGCGGUCUGGAUGCGCCGGCAGACCGCAAGAUGCGUGCGGCGACGACGACGUUCCGCCAGACAUUCGAUGUCAGCGAGAGCCUGGUCAACUACUACUCGUGCGCCCUGCAGAAGGGCCUGAUGAUGCACCAGGGGUGGCUGUAUUUGAGCGAAAACUACUUUUGCUUCUACUCGAUCAUGUUCCAGCUGCGCGAGAUCCAGGACCUGGCCAAGGCCAAGUCGAUGGGCGGCGCACGUGACGACGCCAUCGAGGUGACGACAAAGGGCGGGCAGAAAUACUGGUUCUCGAAUCUGUUCCACCGCGACGAGACAUUCGACCUUUUGUCGCAGCUGACGGCCAACACGAUGAAGCAGGUGCUGCGGAGCUCCGAGUACUCGACCAACACGCAGCACUCGGGCCCGCACCACCGGCACACCAGCAGCGCCAACAGCGCCAUCAACCCAGACACGCGGCUGCCGAUGAUCCGGACCUCGGGCCUGCGUGACCAGGGCCGGUCGCUGGCAGAGCAGAUUGCGCAGCAGCGCCGCAACGAGGAGUUCCGUGGCGGGUUCGGGCUGCCUGGCAACGAGAGCCUGCUGUCGGUAAUCGAGUCGGCGCAUCUGGUGAUUCCCAAGUCGGUCAGCGUCUACAGCGGCCGGCUGUAUCUGUCGACAUCGUUUGUGUGCUUCAGCUCGCGCGAUUUCCGCGGCUGCCGCAUCAUCCUGCCAUUGGCGGCCGUGUGGCAUCAGAUGGGCGUCGUGUUCAAGGUGCCGCUGGAGAACCGCGAGUGCGACGCCUGGUGCGACGCCCUGCGCGGGCAGCUCAAGGACAUGGUCGAGGAGCAGAAGUUUGCGCGGGAGAACCACACGGCGCUGACACGGUAUCUGCUGAAGCCCGAGUACUUGCUGCAGACGAAGGACGUGGUGUGCCUGGAGUGCCUGGGCAAGACGUUCGGGUUCCCCGGCGACCCAAAGCAGCUGAAGGAAAAGUCAAAGGUGCGCGCCUGGGUCGACUACCUGGGCACGUAUGGGCGCAAUCUGACGACCAUCCGGCGCGCCGAGUUUGACCGGCUGAUCCGCGUCGGGCUGCCCAACUGCCUGCGCGGGGAGAUCUGGGAGCUGAGCUCCGGCGCCAUGUAUCUGCGGUUCCAGAACCGCGGGGUGUACGAGAAAUACGUCAACGACUAUCUCGACUGCCCCGGGCCGUAUGCCGAGGAGAUUGAGAAGGAUCUGAACCGCUCGCUGCCCGAGGCAUCGACGCGACUCCGGCGGGUGCUCAAUGCGUACUCGCUGCGCGACGCGGAGCUCGGGUACUGCCAGGCCAUGAACAUUAUAGCGUCGACACUGCUGAUAUACAUGACUGAGGAGCAGGCGUUCUGGACGCUGACGGUGAUGUGCGACCGGCUGGUGCCCGGGUACUACAGCCCGUCAAUGUACGGCGCCAGCCUGGACCAGGCGAUAUUCCAGACGCUGGUGGAGGACACGAUGCCGAUGCUGGCGCAGAACUUCAAGCAGCAUGACAUCCAGCUGUCAAUCGCGUGCCUGCCGUGGUUCCUGACGCUGUUUGUCAACUCGAUGCCACUGGUAUAUGCACUGCGUGUGCUCGACUGCUUCUUCCUCGAGGGCCCGAAGAUCCUGUUCCAGAUCGGGCUGGCGAUUCUGAAGAUCAACGGAGCGGAGCUGCUUGAAGUCACGGACGACGGCACGUUCCUGCAUGUGCUAAAGACGUACUACCAGACGCUGGGCGACCAGGCGUUCCCCGACAGCGACAAUGUGCGGGCGCGGCAGAUCACAAAGUUCCACGAGCUGGUGUAUGUGGCGUACAGCGACUUCCCGCUGAUCACACAGGCCAAGAUCGAGGAGCUGCGGCGCUCGCACCAGCUCAAGAUCGUCCACUCGGUGCAGGAGUUCUCGAAGCGCACGUUCCUGCGCAACGUGAUUGACUCGGCCGGGUUCACCAAGGACCAGCUCUCGUUGCUCUAUGACCGGUACUACACGGUCCUGUUCUACUCGCAGUCGGGCCGCAAUAAGGCGGUCAACCAGCAGCAGGCCGAGGCGGCGGCGGCGGCUGACAAAAUCACCCUGGAUAUCUACGUGUUUGCCCGGUUUAUGUUUGAAAUCUCGACCUGGAUGCGGGCACAGAUCAAGGAGGCCAAGCAGCGCACCCAGAGCCACAGGGACAUUUCGCUGCCCAGUGUACGCAGAAAGCACAGUCCCAACGAGGAGCAGGCGGCGAAGAGGGGCGACGAGAUCUCGAAAGAGAUUGAGGCGAGUUUGAGCAACCCCGGGUGGUUCAUUUCGUCGUUCUUCAGGUACACCAGCCAGAUUGCACCGCCGUCGUCCCGCCUGCAUGCAUAUGGUACAGACGAUAUUAACGAUGGCUCGUCGCUGGCGCCAUCGUCGCACCGGGCGACCAAAUCCGUGGAUCUGAUUUCCAUGGAUGCCUCCCAGAAACAGCAGAUUGCCGAUGAGGGGGAGCCAGCCCCCGUGGCACCGAUCCAGGAGCUCCGUGUGUCGUUCCAGCAGUGUGUGAUCGCAUUAGGCCGUAUUGUCAACACCGACCUGCUGACGCGCAUGGACGCGUUCUUCGACAUGUUUGCAGUGUCCAUUACAAACGAGAUCAGCCGGCAGGAGAUGUUCCAGCUGUCCGAGGCCAUCCUGUACAUAGCGCAUGGCGAGGACGUGGCGCGCACCGAAACCCUGGGCGGCAAGCGGCCCAGCGACGCUAACGGCAUGACUAACGAGGAGCACCUGCUAAAGUCCGUGUCGGAGUUCAUGCGGCGGGCAGUGGCCUAUGGCGAAGACCAGUCGAUGCAGGAUGGCGAGAUGUAUUUGUCGCGCAAUAUGUUCCGCGUGGUGGUGCUGGAGGACGAGAUGUUGGAGCGGUUCUUUUCGGAGAUCGUCCCGGCUUCGUUCCGCUUCACCGACGGUGUCGAAUUGCGCAACCCGCUGCGUCAGAUCUCGACGCACCUAGCAGCGACGCCCGUGACGGCCCGCGCCGACCCAUCGACGCCGUCCAGGCUCCUGGCUGGCGGGAUUUCUGCCGCCCAGGGAAUGUCGUCGAGGGUUGCGCAGACCAUUGCGUUGGGCGGGCAGUUUGUCGACCAGCACGUGCUGACGCCAGGGCUUGCAGUAUCCCCGGGCCUGGCCAGCAGCUCUCCGCACAGAGAGCCGUCGGAGCAUAUCGCCACCGAGAUGCCCAGCUCGGCAGGGCCUGCUGACGGCCGGUUCGAGUCCGUGCCCUGGGGCAAUGUACCGCAGGAGCCGCGCGGCAACGAGCCCCUGGACCCGUACGAGAACCUGCUGGACGAAGUCGACGAGCUGCUGGGCCAAAUCAACGAGGAGGAUGACGAUCAUGGCGCUGAGACAGACAAUGCAGGUGAUCUCAAGCGCAGCUUGGAUGCAGGUGACAGGCAUGCGGCAGGUCAUGCAGAUGCGGGGAACAAUGCCACCGCCAAGGAUCUGUCAGACAUGGAUUUCAACAUCGUCGAGGAUGACGAUGACGACGACGAGAUCGCAAACCUGCUCAAGAACUGAAAGCACUUGUCAGAUAUUACAUUAAAUAUCAUUUCCUACUAGAAA